Trichoderma virens Gv29-8 is the source of this 384-nucleotide messenger RNA. RefSeq lists its product as uncharacterized. Bases 1 to 384 code for a protein of 127 amino acids. The transcript has a single exon. The record is from RefSeq and is a predicted model, not a curated record. Lineage: Eukaryota; Fungi; Ascomycota; Sordariomycetes; Hypocreales; Hypocreaceae.
AUGCAUUCCGCUAUCGCCUUUACUCUCUCCACUCUGGCCCUUGCCGUCUCCGCAGCUCCUGCUCGCCGGACUACAGGCUCUGUUCAAGUUCAGUUUGCCAACGAUAUCACUGGAGCAAACGGCAACGCCUUGAUCCCUCUUGAUGGAUCCAAUAUUAGCCUUGGACAGGCUUAUGCCGAUACCAAUCUUUCUCGGGAUGGCACUCUCUUUGUCACUAGCCUACAGUUCACUGCCGAUUUCACCAACGUGCAGUGUAUUGUAUUGAAGGAUUUUACCACUGAGGUCGCUAGCAUUGCCGACCCAGCGCGAGACUUCCAGAGAUUCUCCCAGAAGCCUUUGAACUGGCAAACUGGCUUCACUAUCAGCUGCACUAAGUCUGCUUAG